UUCUGGCUGAUAGUAUGAGGAAAAUAAAGUUUUUUUUGAACAUUAAAGAAUGUAAACGUGUUCUCAUAGAAACACAAAAUACAAGUAUGACCUGAAAAUUAGCGUAAUAUGGGGCCUUUAAAGCCUGAAAAACAGAGCCAUGAGGAGGUGCAGAAGUCUAACAUUACAAUAUGCUGAAAGGUUAUUAUGGAUUUUUUGUUUUUUUUUGCACAAUGAUGCCAAAAACAUUCUGCCUACUGCAGCUUUAAGUUGAAAAAAAAAAAAGUUGUUUUUCCCUCCACUAAGUUACCUGAAUGUUGACCGGAUGUUUAGUUAGUGGAUAUGUAACUAUUUCCUGUCAUCCGGACUGUGUAAAGUGUCAUGAAGACGCCUCUCGAGGGAUAAAUACAGCGCAUAUCGGAUGAAGGUGAGAACAUGUCCAGUUAAAGUGUCCACAUUGAUGAGCAGUCCUCGUGUUGUCCGCCAGAUGGACCCGCCUGACUACAAACAACCAUCAGAGAGCCUCAAACUGCUGCAGCUCCACUGGAUUCACUCCAUAACCCAGACGACCUUGCCGUCUCCCCCACAUGACCGGCUGGCUGCCGCCCAACCGAACACCUCAGCAGCAAUGCUACAAGCAUGGACCCAACCUGCAGAAUCCACAAUCCACACAUCCAAUCUCACACCCACUCCAAGAUGGAAAUAUAGUUGCUACUCGGGGUGGGUCAGACUGAGGAGUCACUGCACUCUCUGCUCCUCUGUGUGCAAUCCUGAUGCUGUGCUGCAGCAGCAGUUGAAAGUCUCUGACCUCCAUAGGUCAGCUUGUGAGUGCUUGGAUGCCCAAGUUAGACUUCAUGAAACCUGCAGGUACGGUAACUCCUUUGAGUCUCCACUGGCUCUGACGGAGGAGGAUAGAGGACCUCAACAGGUGGAGAUUUUUAUUCUAGGGAUAGAGGAGGAGGAGGAGGAGGAAGAAGAAGAGGAGGGAAUCUCCAAGAAUCCGCGAGCGGCGCGAGGAGGAGGAGGAGGAGGACAGGAGGAGGAGGAGGCGCGCGGACCUGUCCACGAGCCCUCACUGCGGAACGCGCGGGGCUGCCGCUGGAGAUCCCAAAAACCCAAAACGGUGAAUUUGGAUUAG
This is a messenger RNA of Sebastes umbrosus (honeycomb rockfish), 1117 nucleotides long. RefSeq lists its product as uncharacterized. The transcript is spliced from 6 exons. NCBI's taxonomy places the organism in Eukaryota, Metazoa, Chordata, Actinopteri, Perciformes, Sebastidae. The coding region runs from base 401 to 1117 and encodes 238 amino acids. The record is from RefSeq and is a predicted model, not a curated record.